This is a messenger RNA of Gossypium arboreum, 621 nucleotides long. RefSeq lists its product as uncharacterized. The record is from RefSeq and is a predicted model, not a curated record. NCBI's taxonomy places the organism in Eukaryota, Viridiplantae, Streptophyta, Magnoliopsida, Malvales, Malvaceae. Bases 1 to 621 code for a protein of 206 amino acids. The transcript has 5 exons.
AUGGUUGAAAGUACCACGAGUGAGGUUACUGUGUUGAGUCCACUAGGGCAGUUAGUGAGAGUAAAUAAAUUGUUCAAUGAUGUACCUUUGGAGGUUCAAGUGGUACUAAAAAUUGUGGAGGAUAAUGAGGUAGUGGUAAUUGAGGAGCGUCGAAAUUAUUUUUCAAAUGUGAUUUCUGCACUAAGGGUCAAGAAGUUGGUUCAUAAGGGUUGUGAGGUGUAUCUAGCCUACAUCGGUAUUUUUUAUUCCGAGGUUUCUUUUGUUAAGGAUAUCAGAACAGUUAAGGACUUUCCAGAUGUUUUUCCCGAUGAACUACCUGGGUUACCUCCAAAAUUGAGCUCCAGCCUGAUUUUGAGGGAGAAACAACUAUACACCAAGUUCAGGAUUAGGGUUGACCCUGGGAAAGUUGAAGCUGUUCUAGGUUGUAAGCCGCCUAAGACACCAGAGCCUGGGAAAGAGUUCACUGUCUACAGUAAUGCAUCACAGGUUAGUUUGGGCUGUGUGUUGAUGCAAGAUGGUAUGGUGGUGGCAUAUGCGUCACACCAGCUUAAAACGCCUGAGAUGAAUUAUCCAACACAUGACUUGGAGUUGGCCGCAGUGGCAUAUACACUGAAAAUUUAG